ACCGCUUGUCAGUGUUUUCACACACUGCCAUACACUACAUUCUCUAUCAGUUUCUUCAAGCUCCCCAAAUCAAACCUCAUCUCUUUCCUUCUACUGUUACGAAUAUUGAUACGCGCACAAUUACACACAUAUUUAUGAAUUCGUAUAACUGAUAUAGGCAAAUUAAGGUGAGAAUGAUGGGGACUCCAUUGGGCCCAGUGAUAGGAAGGUACCCUUCAUUGAAUGGAAGUACUGAUCGUGUGAGUGGGACUGAGAUCAUAAUGCAAAAUCGAAAAUGCAGAGAUGUUCCCUUUCUCAUCCUCUUUAUUGCUUUCUGGGUUGCAAUGAUAGUCAACUCCAGCUUUGCCUUUAAUCAAGGUAAACCACUAAGGUUAACAUAUGGUUUAGACUACAAAGGGAAUGUAUGCGGAGACAAGCAUGCAGAUCCUGAUCUUCAUGUAUUGGAACUCAAAUAUUGGGUAAAUCCCAACCAGGUCUAUCAAAGUGGCUUGAAGAAUAGCCAGUUCGACCUAGAAGAUGCUAGAAGCAUCUGCUUGAAGAACUGUCCUAUCGCAUCAGAAGAUUCACUCAGAUGGGUCUGUGACUAUCCACAGGGAGAUAUUCACCUAUCAAUGGAUCAAUGGGUUCAAAGGAAUUAUGAUUAUUUCGAUUUCCUUACGCCAGAUAUGAGAAACGCUUCCCUCCAACUUCAGGGUCCCUGUUAUCCUGUCCUUUUUCCAAGUGUAAAUGUUUUUUGGAGGUGCCAAUUUAUUGCACGGGUGUCAAAUGUGUCUCUGCUGCAAUGGCACCUGAUGGGCGGAGUAACUAUCAAUGAAGAUAUUCUAAUAGAUAAAUCAAUUCACAAAUCCAUCAACUCUAGAUCUUCUGUAUUGAAGAGGUAUGUUGCUGAUAUUGGAAAGGCAUGGCCAGUACUGAUUGUUUGUGGAGGAAUCAUACCGGUGUUUUUGUCUGUGGUCUGGCUGUUAAUGAUUCGACAUUUUGUUUCUGGGAUGACUUGGAUAACAGUCUUCCUCUUUAAUGUUCUUAUAGUAUCAGUCACCAUGUUCUGCUACUUAAAAGCUGGAUGGAUUGGGAAUGAUGCCGUGUCCCCAAUCAUUGGUAAACAUGAUCCUUAUUAUCAUUUAUCUGGGAAAGAGCUAAGUCACCUUCGUGGUGUUGCAGCUAUUAUGACCAUUGUAAUGGUCAUCGCUGUCCUCUCUUCACUUGCGAUUGUCAGGCGCAUCCUUAUGGCAACAUCGGUCUUGAAGGUUGCUGCCAAAGUAAUAGGAGAAGUGCGAGCUCUCAUUGUUUUUCCUAUCAUACCAUAUGUUAUACUGGCAAUCUUUUACAUGAUCUGGUUAUCUGCUGCUCUCCAUCUUUUCAGCUCUGGAGAAGUCCACCAAACUAACUGCAAGUCAAAUUGUUGUGCUUAUGAUCUUGGUUCUAAGCAGGUGAACUGUGAUCGCUGUUGUGGUUAUAGCAUCCACUACACUCCUCAUAUAGGAGUUGCCAUUGCUUUCCACCUCUUUGGGUGCUAUUGGGCCACACAGUUUAUUAUAGCAUGUUCUUGUACUGUUAUUGCAGGAUCGGUUUCCUCUAAUUAUUGGGCUAUUGGUGAAACAUUGCAAGAAGUUCAAUUUCUUCCAGUCUUUUCUUCAAUGAAGCGGCUCAUGCAAUACAGUCUAGGAUCUGUGGCUAUAGGCUCUUUAAUUGUUUCAUUCAUUGAAUCUAUACGCUCUAUACUCAAGUCAAUCCGCCGGAAACUGAAAGUUUUUAAUGCCAGACCUCAAAAUUGGUUGGGAAAGAUGGCAUUUUAUUCUUCUCAGUGCAGCCUUACAUGUAUCGACUGGAGCAUCAAUUCUGUGAACCGCAAUGCCUACGUAACGAUUGCCAUAAUGGGUGAAAAUUUCUUUACUUCUUCUGCAAUUGCAACAAGGAUUAUCAGGAAUAACAUUCUUCGGAUAGGGAAGGUGAAUGUGAUUGGAGACGUAAUUCUUUUCCUUGGAAAAUUAUGUGUGAGCCUCUCAAGUGCUCUAUUUGCUUUUCUCAUGUUGGAUACUCAAAAGUACAGAUCUUCCCACAAGAAGGUCUCCUCACCACUGUUUCCGGUGCUUGUAUGCUGGGCUCUCAGCUAUGUUGUUGCAACCCUUUUCUUUGCAGUGGUAGAGAUGUCUAUAGACACCAUAAUCCUUUCCUUCUGCCAAGAUUCUGAUGAGCAUCAAGGAACUGCACAGUAUGCUCCUCCCCUUCUUAUUGAAACUUUCAAUAACCAAAAUGAGUUGCAAAGAUUGACCCAGUGAUCUUGUGCAGAUAUGUGCAUAUUCAUGUCAUAGUUACCCAAUUUGUUAUAUAUUUUUUAUUUUUUAUAAAAAAAAAUAAAAAAAUGGAGGGUGUCCCUGUCCCUAGUGGGGCAGGAUAAAUCCCUUCGGAGACCCACAAUCACCCCCAAACCAUGGCUAUCGGGUAAAACCACUCCAACUCGACUGCCCCAUGGAAGUUCCAAAUUGUUGUUUUUACCGCUCAAAAAUGUAUUGAGGCACCGUGUGUGUUAUUUUUUCAGGCUUUGGUUUCCUGUUUUUCUGACUUCUCUGGUUUAUUCUUUCUUUUUCUCUUUUCCACACCUUAUAUAGUGAUUCUUGAACAAAAUUAUAGUCCAUUUAAAGAUGGAACUUUUUUUACCCUAUUUUGACAUCAGCACUUGCACUAAAUUGUACUAUUGACUUCAUAAAUUGCUGUAUCCUUUGAAAUAUAUCUUCCUUCAGUUACUAUGAGUGGAAACAUUAAUCUA
Messenger RNA from Cornus florida, 2767 nucleotides. RefSeq names its product choline transporter protein 1-like. Bases 174 to 2279 code for a protein of 701 amino acids. Gene Ontology annotation, biological process: transmembrane transport. Gene Ontology annotation, molecular function: transmembrane transporter activity. The record is from RefSeq and is a predicted model, not a curated record. Gene Ontology annotation, cellular component: membrane. The transcript has 10 exons. NCBI's taxonomy places the organism in Eukaryota, Viridiplantae, Streptophyta, Magnoliopsida, Cornales, Cornaceae.